AUGUGGGACUUUGUGCAAGUCGCUGUGGUGGUGACACGUGUCAUGGAGAGUAGUUUUGGCAAUUUGGGAGCUUCGGCAGGUGCUUGGCACCUCAGAAGAGUGUCUUCCUUGGGCAUGAGAGAAGGCAUGUCUGCCUUUGGUGUUAGUCGCUUUGAGGCUGGAUAUGCUCGGUUGAUUAUGGUGUAA
Molecule: messenger RNA, 186 nt
Organism: Prunus armeniaca (apricot)
Lineage: Eukaryota; Viridiplantae; Streptophyta; Magnoliopsida; Rosales; Rosaceae
Source: the annotation of a GenBank genome assembly